AUGGAGGGCAAUUCCACUGCUGGAUCCUUUACGCCUUCGCAGCAGUUCAGUGUUGCUGACCUUGUCGUCAUAGUGGUUUAUUUUUCCUUAAAUGUUGCAGUGGGAAUAUGGUCUUCGUGCAGGGUGAACAGGAACACGAUCAGUGGCUAUUUCCUUGCUGGCAGAGACAUGGCGUGGUGGCCAAUCGGCGCCUCUCUCUUUGCCAGCAGCGAAGGCUCGGGGCUCUUCAUUGGGCUGGCUGGGACUGGUGCUGCUGGGGGAAUUGCUGUCACCGGCUUCGAGUGGAACGCGACUUACGCUCUUCUGGCACUAGCCUGGGUGUUUGUGCCGGUCUACAUCGCCUCUGGGAUCGUCACAAUGCCAGAGUAUCUCCAGCGGAGGUUUGGAGGAGAGAGGAUCCGGAUGUACCUCUCCAGCCUGUCGCUCCUGCUCUCAGUCUUCACCAAAAUCUCUACGGACCUGUACUCGGGGGCCCUCUUCGUGCAAGUCUGCCUGGGCUGGGACCUCUACCUCUCCACCGUCCUGAUGCUGGUGGUCACGGGCCUCUACACCAUCGCAGGGGGGCUGGCAGCCGUCAUCUACACCGAUGCGCUGCAGACGCUCAUCAUGGUCCUUGGAGCCAUCAUGCUGGCGGUGAAAGCUUUUAAUGAGAUCGGAGGUUACCCCAACCUGGAAGAGGCCUAUUUAAAAGCCAUACCAUCCAAGAUUGUUCCCAACACUACGUGCCACCUGCCCAGAGCGGAUGCAAUGCACCUCUUCCGAGACCCAGUCUCUGGAGAUCUGCCCUGGACUGGGAUGACUUUUGGGCUGUCUAUCAUGGCCACGUGGUACUGGUGCACCGACCAGGUCAUCGUCCAGCGGUCGCUCUCUGCAAAGAGCCUGGGUCACGCCAAGGCUGGCUCCAUCUUGGCCAGCUACCUGAAGAUGCUGCCCUUGUUCGUUAUCAUCAUGCCGGGGAUGAUCAGCAGGGUCCUGUACCCAGACACCGUGGCCUGCGUGGACCCUGAGGAGUGCACCCGCGUGUGCGGGACGGCCGUGGGCUGCUCCAACAUCGCCUACCCCAAGCUGGUGGUGGAGCUGAUGCCCAGCGGACUGCGGGGUCUGAUGAUUGCGGUGAUGAUGGCCGCGCUCAUGUCAUCCCUGACCUCCAUAUUCAACAGCAGCAGCACCCUCUUCACCAUGGACAUCUGGAGGAAGCUUAGGCCAGGGGCUGGUGAGCGAGAGCUGCUCUUGGUGGGCAGGGUGGUCACGGUGGUGCUGGUGGCUCUCAGCGUGGUCUGGAUCCCCAUCCUGCAGAGCUCCAGUGGUGGUCAGCUCUACGUCUACAUCCAGGCUGUCACCAGCUACCUGGCUCCCCCUGUCACUGCUGUCUUCAUCCUGGCUGUCUUCUGGCCCCGAGCUAACGAGCAGGGAGCUUUCUGGGGCCUGAUGGCAGGGCUGGUGCUGGGACUGGCCAGGAUGGGGCUGGAGCUGGUGCACCCCCCACCCCGUUGCGGAGUCCCUGACAGGCGGCCCUGGCUGCUUGCUGACAUCCACUACCUGCACUUUGCCAUGCUGUUGUGCGCCGCCACGGGCACCAUCGUGGUGGGGGGCAGCUUGCUGACCUCCCCACCACCUCUGGCCCAGCUGAAGGAUCUCACCUGGUGGACCCUCUCGCGGAAGCCCCCCCAGCCCUCUGUGGAUGGCAUAUCCCAGGGACCCCCUGAUGGUGAGUGUCCCCCCUUCUGGGCCCGCAUCUGCAGCAUCAAUGCCGUUAUCCUCAUGUGCAUCAAUAUUUUCUGCUAUGCCUAUUUUGCCUAGCGGCCUGCCAGCCCCCAGGGGUGGAAAGGUGCUGGGAAGGGGAGAGAGAUGGGAAUUUGGGUGAUAGUUUUUAUCUCACAUUUGGGAUACAGGAUGUUUAAAUCCACUGGUGCAGUGAGCUGGGUGUUCUCAGCAGUGUGGACCCUGAAUACAUCCCAUGGGGCUGUGAGAUGUGGGGGGCACCUGCGGGGGCACUGAGUCCCGCGGGGGGUCUGGGGAGAAGUAUUGGGGUGGGUGAAUAAGGGCUGCAGGGGAAGCAAAACCACAGCAAAGCAGCAGGUGUGUGAGUGCGACCACAGGAUCCCCGAGCUGGUGGUGGAAAAGGAGCAGCCACACUCGAGGGUGUCACCCAAACAUGUUUUACUAGCUCUAAAUAAAAUAUAUAUAUAUAUAUAUAUUUAAGAAGAGCCACAAUUUGCAGCUAUGAACAGCACCCACAGGACUGAAUCCCCCCGGAUCAGCCUCCCCCUGGUGCCCUGAGCCCCAGCACCCCUCUGAGGAGGUACCAAGCCCGGCUGUACCCUGGCUGCCUGCAGCCCUCCCUGGAGCCCGGGCUUCACUUACCGGGUCUGGCGAGGAGCAAAGGUUUGGGGUACAUGCUCUUCACCUCCGUUGCUGCCACCUGUUGGGUUGUGGCUCUGGAAAAGUUUUUAUGGCCCUGGUUUGAUGCUCUGUGCUCCUUCCCAGGGGAGCGCCGCUGCCAGCCUGCAGCAAGAGGCAAU
This is a messenger RNA of Falco peregrinus (peregrine falcon), 2522 nucleotides long. RefSeq names its product solute carrier family 5 member 10 (gene SLC5A10). The transcript is spliced from 15 exons. Gene Ontology annotation, molecular function: D-glucose:sodium symporter activity. Gene Ontology annotation, biological process: transmembrane transport. The record is from RefSeq and is a predicted model, not a curated record. The coding region runs from base 1 to 1800 and encodes 599 amino acids. Gene Ontology annotation, cellular component: plasma membrane. Lineage: Eukaryota; Metazoa; Chordata; Aves; Falconiformes; Falconidae.